CUCAACAUGCAUCUUCCGUCGCUGUUGGUCGCACUUGGUGUUUGCGCUUGUGCUGCACCUGUUGAUCAAAAGCCACUUGCUGCUAAUGUCCGCCAUCAUGCUGGGCCCCAUAAGGUUCAAGACCCUUAUACGCCAGACUACCGCGACCCAUACGAUAAGAAGGUUGACGCAGAGACAAACAAGCUUCAACCGUUGCCAUGGCGAAAUGGCGAGGGUGCAACCAUGCUGGGCCCGCGCAACAGGGAGCGUGAACGUCAGAAUCCUGACAUGAUUCGCCCUCCUAGCACCGAUCACGGCAACAUGCCCAACAUGAGAUGGUCGUUCGCCGACUCUCACAUCCGUAUCGAAGAAGGUGGUUGGACGCGUCAAACCACCAUUCGAGAGCUUCCUACAAGCAAAGAGCUAGCCGGCGUCAACAUGCGACUUGACGAAGGUGUCAUUCGAGAACUUCACUGGCACAAGGAAGCCGAGUGGGCUUACGUUCUUGAAGGCUCAGUCCGAAUCACAGUCCUUGAUACCGAGGGUGGUAGUUACGUUGACGAUCUCGAGAAGGGUGACCUUUGGUACUUUCCUUCGGGCCAUCCUCACUCACUUCAAGGCUUGAGUCCCAACGGUACUGAGUUCCUGAUCGUCUUUGACGACGGCAACUUCUCCGAGGACUCGACUUUUCUGCUCACUGAUUGGGUUGCACGUACCCCCAAGCAAGUCCUUGCCGAGAACUUUCGGGUUGCUCCAGAGGUGUUCGACGCCAUCCCUCAAAAGGAGAAGUACAUUUUCCAAGGCUCGAACCCAGACUCGAUUGAGAAAGAGAUCCCAAGCGAGAGCAAGGGCUACAAGAAAUCCAAGCAGCGAUUUACUCAUAAGAUGCUUGCUCAAGAAGCAUUCAAUACAACUGGUGGUACCGUCCGCAUUACUGAUUCAGGCAACUUUCCGGUCUCGAAGAGCGUAGCUGCUGCGCACCUCAGCAUCCACCCUGGAGCAAUCAGAGAGAUGCACUGGCACCCCAAUGCGGACGAAUGGUCCUACUUCAUCAAGGGCCGCGCAAGGGUAACCAUCUUCGCCGCCGAAGGUACAGCCCGUACGUUCGACUACCAAGCAGGUGACGUCGGAAUCGUGCCCAAGAACAUGGGUCAUUUCAUCGAAAACUUGAGUGACGAGGAGGACGUCGAGGUACUUGAGAUCUUCCGUUCCGACAAGUUUCAGGAUUUCUCUUUGUUCCAGUGGAUGGGUGAGACGCCGCAGAGGCUGGUUCGUGAGCACCUGUUCGCGAACGACAAGAAGAGCGGAGAGAAAUUUGAAAAGGCUAUCGCAAGUGCCGAGAAGGAUCCUAUCCGUAGUGUUCUGGAAGACGACGAAGAGGAGAAAGCAGAGUUGUAGAGUGACACUUGUUUGACGAGAGUAAGGAACAGAGUUGAAGUGAAGGUGGGAUUUGAAACAAAGGUGGCUACUUAUCGCGUUUAAUUGAAUUGAUUGCAAAAAUGAUCGCCAUAGUGUAUAUAGUAUACUUCUUCAGCCUUGAAUUGAUAGCUCUCCUGUACUGUCUGCU
Molecule: messenger RNA, 1546 nt
Organism: Dothidotthia symphoricarpi CBS 119687
Lineage: Eukaryota; Fungi; Ascomycota; Dothideomycetes; Pleosporales; Dothidotthiaceae
Product: Bicupin, oxalate decarboxylase/oxidase
Exons: 3
Coding region: 7-1377 (456 amino acids)
Biological process (GO): oxalate metabolic process
Source: RefSeq, a predicted model, not a curated record